GCAUUGAAGAAGAAGAAGAAGAAGGAGGAAGAAAACUAGUCAUACAUACAGUCAAUACUGAGGAGAAAAAAAAAAUUAAACAAAGAAAAGUUUGUCUUUUUUAUUAAUUUUUCUACUUUAUUCGAAGAACUUUGAUCUUAAUUUUCUGAUUUCAGAUCUAAAAUUAAAUAAAAAUUUGAGCUCAGUUUUCUAGUUCUGAAAUUCCUGGGAAGAAGAAAAAACAGAGUUUGAAGAUGAUGUGUGGUUUUAUACGUUAAAGUUUGAAGCUUUUUUAGUAGGGUUUAUGAUGAGAUCUUAAUUCAGGCGAUAGAGAUGGAAGGAGGAGAAAUAAAGAAGACCUAGAUUUUUGUGAAGGUUGCAGUGACUCAAGCUAAUAGGUUUUGUUGAAGAGUUAGGGAAAAAAAAUGGAAGAUGUGGGUGCACAAAUUGCUCAUCCCAUGUAUAUUCAUCAAUCACUUCCUGGUAGAUUUUGUGAAGCCCCAAACAUGGCAAGGAAGCGAGAUCUGCCAUGGCAAAAUCCUAUGUUUAUUCAACAACAGCAACAACAACAACAGUUUCAGCAGCAGCAGCAGAGAUUUCAGAAUUCCAAAGGUAAUUGGAACCCAAAUGGUUGGAAUUGGGAUCAUGUAACUUUUGUUGGCAAACCGUCAGAUGCAGAGGUUAUGCAAAUUAGACCAGCUGCUACACCUAUGGUUGUACAAGAACAGAAGAGUAAAGUGGAGGAAAACCGGAUUCCUGUGGCUAUGAAGAAGGAUUCUGUAGAUGAAGAGAAUUUAACAUUGAAGCUGGGUGGAAAUCUGUAUUCUACUGAAGAUAAUGCUUCAAGGCCUAAUAAGCGUGUCCGAUCUGGAUCUCCUGGAGGUGGUGGUGCUGCUGCUGCUGGUGGUAACUACCCUAUGUGUCAAGUAGAUGAUUGUAAGGGAGAUCUCUCAAAUGCUAAGGAUUAUCACCGGCGACAUAAAGUUUGUGAAGUUCACAGCAAGACCACCAAAGCUCUGGUGGGUAAGCAGAUGCAGAGAUUCUGCCAGCAGUGUAGCAGGUUUCACCCUCUUUCUGAGUUUGAUGAAGGAAAGAGAAGUUGUAGGCGUAGGCUUGCAGGGCACAACCGUAGAAGAAGGAAAACUCAACCAGAGGACGUCUCGUCACGUAUGGUAAUACCUGGAAACCAAGAUAACCCAAGCAAUGGAAACUUAGAUGUUGUCAAUCUUUUGACCGCCAUAGCUCGUCUUCAAGGAAAUAAUGUUGAAAAAUCUGUACCUGAUAAGGAUCGGUUGAUUCAGAUUCUUAGUAAAAUGGCUAUGCCACCUGUUCCCUCGAAUUCUGUUACCAGAAAUUCUUUACCUGGGAACUUCGAUUUGAAUGUUUCGCAAGAGGUUUCUUCAGAACACCAAAACAAAAUGACCGGAGGCAGAAACACUCCUGUUCCAUCAACUAUGGAUAUGCUUACAGUUCUUUCAACAUUGGCUGCAUCUUCUCCAGAUGCACUUGCUUUUCUAUCUCAAAGAAGCAGCAUCAGCAGUGAAAACGAUAAGACCAAGGUUAACUGUUUAGAGAAGGCAGCUGAUCAGAACUUACCAAGGCAACCAGUCCCAGGGUUUUCAUCUGCAGGGGGAGAGAGAAGUAGUACUAGUUACCAGUCCCCAGUAGAAGUUUCUGAUGGCCAUGCUCAGGGGACUCAACCGAGUUUGCAGCUGCAACUAUUUAGUUCCUCGCCGGAGAACGAUAGCCCUCCGAAGAUGGGAUCUGCUUAUAAGUAUUUCUCUUCGGACAGUAGUAAUCCAAUGGAGUCUCCUUCAUCAUCACCACCUGUUGUGCAAAAAUUCUUCCCUAUGCAAACGACUUCUGAAAUUAUGAAGCACGAGAGGAUGUCAAUUAGUGGUGAGGAUAAUGGGGCGGUUGAAGCUAGCACCACUCGUGGUUGGUCCUCUCCCUUGGAACUCUUUAAAGGGCCAAAAGGACGAGUUGAGAAUCGCUCGGUUCAAAAUGUACCAUACCAAGGAGGGUAUGCUUCAUCUUCGGGAUCAGAUCACUCUCCUUCUAGCUCAAAUUCUGAUGCACAGAAUCGAACAGGGCGUAUCAUAUUCAAACUCUUCGAUAAAGAUCCUAGUAGUUUCCCUGGGACCCUAAGAAAUCAAAUCUUAGAAUGGCUUUCUCACAGUCCAUCUGAAAUGGAGAGCUACAUUAGGCCUGGCUGUGUCAUUCUCUCAAUUUAUGUGUCAAUGCCUUGUACUGCCUGGGAUCAACUCCAAGAAGAUCUCCUCCAGCGUGUAAAUUUUCUUGUUCGCGAUUUGGAUCCAGGAUUUUGGAGUAAUGGAAGGUUUUUAGUUCAUACAGACAGGCAAUUAGCAUCACAUAAAGAUGGGAAGAUCCGCUUGUGCAAGUCAUGGAGAACAUGGAGCGCUCCAGAGAUAAUGUCUGUGUCACCUCUGGCAGUUGUAUGUGGGCAAGAAACAUCUCUUAUGCUAAGAGGUCGAAAUCUGUCUGUGCCAGGGACCAAAAUUCAUUGCACUUAUAAGGGAGGAUACUUGUCGAAAGAAGUUUUAGGAUCAGAAGGCACUGUAUAUGAUGACACAAGCUCAGAAAGUUUUGAUUUUCCAAGUGGUUUUCCCACAGUCCUUGGUCGCUGUUUCAUAGAGGUAGAGAAUGGUUUCAAGGGAAACAGCUUUCCUGUUAUAAUUGCUGAUGCUGCUAUCUGCCACGAAUUGAGACUCCUAGAAUUUGAGUUUAAGGAAGAUGGUAGAGUAGGUGAUAAUGCUUCAGAAGAUCAGAUGCAGGAUUCGGAAUGUCCAAGAUCUAGGGAGGAUUGCCUAUAUUUUCUGAAUGAACUUGGAUGGCUUUUCCAAAGAAUGAACUCUACUUACAGUGACUGUCCCAGUUUCUCUCAUACAAGGUUCAAAUUUCUUAUUACAUUCUCGAUUGAAAGGGACUGGUGUACUUUGAUUAAAACACUGUUAGACAUACUCGUGGAGAGAAACCCUGGUAAGGAUGGAUUAUCAAAGGACUCGUUGGAAAUGCUUUCAGAGGUCCACCUCUUGAAUCGGGCGGUGAAGAGGAAGUGCAGGAAAAUGGUCGAUCUUCUCAUUCAUUAUUUUGUAAGCAGCUCUACUGAUUCCUCCAAGAAGUACCUCUUCCCACCCAAUCAAACUGGCCCUGGUGGCAUUACUCCUUUACACUUGGCUGCUUGCACACUAGAUUCAAAGGAAAUGGUAGAUGCCUUGACAAAUGACCCUCAGGAGAUUGGGUUGAACUGCUGGAAUUCGCUGUUGGAUACAAAUGGGCAGUCUCCAUUUGACUAUGCCUCGGCUAGGAAUAAUCACUAUUACAACAGGCUGGUGUCUCGGAAGCUCAUCGAUAGAAAACGUGGUCAGGUCUCUAUAUCAGUCAUGGAGGAGGACACCUCCUUAGAUAACUCAUGGAUAGUUGCAGAGGAAUCUGUGAAGGCAACUCCCCAUCCAACGGAAACUAAACCAUGCGGUAAAUGCUCAAUUGCGGCAACGAGAUAUUACAAGCGUAUGCCAGGUUAUCAAGGGUUACUUCACCGCCCUUACGUGCAUUCAAUGCUUGCAAUUGCUGCUGUAUGUGUUUGUGUGUGUCUAUUCCUUCGUGGCUCACCUGAUAUUGGCUCUGUAGCUCCCUUCAAGUGGGAGAAUCUUCAUUUCGGGACAAGUUAAGUAGUAUUGAGAAGUACAAGCGAAGGAAUUACUAAUUGAAGGAACAAAUACACCAGCUUUGAGAAACCAACUGGCUUAAAAUUGUGGAGAUUGGCAUCUACCAAGUUGGAUCACUGUAAUUGCUUAUUAGAGAGAGCCAUAGAAUAUGCCGUGAUCUCUUUUAAGGAAAGAAACAGAGCAAACGAGGGAAGUAGCCAAGGAAAAGAAUCCAAGGCAACUGAUAAUUCAAGGAUGGGGCUAUGCGCGGGGAAGAAGCUUGCUUUAACAAAGCUCAAUGCUGCAGAGAUGGUUCAAGUAAGUUGGUUAAUGCAGUUACUAUCUUGAUUUAUCAGUUGGGUUCCUUUUUACGUCUCCCUUAUCGCCUCUAUACCUUCGAGCUAACCAUGGGUUCUUUUUUUCACUCUCUGUAAAAUGAAGGGAUCGGUAAGUAAGAAGUGAUCCUGAACCUUUUAAUCUUAUAGAUAAUUUUAAGAGAUAAAGAGAUAAAUAGUUGGUGGUGGAUAGAUAAGGAAGAGAAAGGAGGAGGGAUUGGGUUGAGGGUCCUGUAUCAUCUUUUUAUUUAUAUUUUCCAAGUAAUAAUAAUAAGAAAUAUAUAUAUAGUGAUUAUUUAUUGUUCCGUGUACUUUAUGUUUCAUCUCCCAUGUGUUGUACCUAUUUUUGGUGUCAUUUCAUUUUUGAUGAGUAAUUGAAUGGAUAACUUCGAUUGUUGCUGUGGUGGA
Molecule: messenger RNA, 4390 nt
Organism: Papaver somniferum (opium poppy)
Lineage: Eukaryota; Viridiplantae; Streptophyta; Magnoliopsida; Ranunculales; Papaveraceae
Product: squamosa promoter-binding-like protein 14
Exons: 11
Coding region: 405-3671 (1088 amino acids)
Cellular component (GO): nucleus
Molecular function (GO): DNA binding
Source: RefSeq, a predicted model, not a curated record